Messenger RNA from Erpetoichthys calabaricus (reedfish), 2060 nucleotides. RefSeq names its product ALX homeobox 3 (gene alx3). The coding region runs from base 286 to 1383 and encodes 365 amino acids. The record is from RefSeq and is a predicted model, not a curated record. NCBI's taxonomy places the organism in Eukaryota, Metazoa, Chordata, Cladistia, Polypteriformes, Polypteridae. Gene Ontology annotation, biological process: regulation of transcription by RNA polymerase II. Gene Ontology annotation, molecular function: RNA polymerase II transcription regulatory region sequence-specific DNA binding; DNA-binding transcription factor activity, RNA polymerase II-specific. The transcript has 4 exons.
CCAAGUUUUUGUUCUUGUUAUAAUCUGUUUGCUUAAGUAACCAAAGCAGAGUGGAAUUAAACAGUUAAUUGGGUUGAUAGGAACCACACGUGAUGUGAUUUUUAAGAGAUUAAGUCACAGUGCGCCUGGACCCUCUCGUGCUUUUAUGGGGUCUUUGUUUCUGAUCUCCUAAAUCCCACCCACUAGAAGAGGAGAAGGAGUAAAAAGAAGAGAAAAAAAAAUCCACAAAAGUUUUCACUCAAAAUAAGCCUCCAGAUUUUUUGCGAAGUCUAAGGCGGGUCGGAGAUGGAGGCAGAGAACUGCUUGUCCUUCCUGUCACCUUCCAGGAGGAGGACGUCGUCUUCGGAUGGAAUCACGGCUUUGGAGCCCAAUUCUGGGUCAUUCCCGCCUGGAGCUGAGCUGCAGAGUCGCCCGCAUCCUCCACACCUUCGGCAAGGCCACAGGGGCGACUUCUAUAGCCCAGAGAGAAUUGGGAGAUUCAGCACCAGCCCCGCAGAGUUUGGACAUCCCGGUUCAGCUGGGCAAGACCCACGGGCUUCGCCCGGUAAGAUACAGCACAAAUACAUGGAGGGUAUCGCUUUGCAGGGACACAAAAGUGGAGCAGGAAACGUCAAAAAUGACUUCUACGAAAGUAGCCCUGACGCUGCUGCAGAUAAGAUACAUUCAAAAACCCUGGGCUUCCCCAUGCUGCCCCCAGACUGCCAUACUCCACUGGAUGGCUGCUCUAAACUAAAGGACAGCCCCCCAGAGAUUGGAGUGGAGCCCGGAGACUCUAUUGACCUAUCCAGUAAAAAUAAAAAGAGGAGGAACAGAACGACUUUCAGUACCUUUCAGCUGGAAGAGCUGGAGAAGGUUUUCCAGAAGACUCAUUACCCUGAUGUUUACGCACGUGAGCAGUUGGCUUUACGCACAGAGCUCACAGAAGCUAGAGUACAGGUUUGGUUCCAAAAUAGAAGAGCCAAAUGGAGAAAAAGAGAACGCUAUGGGAAAAUCCAAGAAGUGCGCAACCAUUUUGCUGCCACCUAUGAUAUUUCCAUCCUGCCUCGUACUGAGGCCUACAACCAGAUUCAGAACAACCUGUGGCCAGGCAAUGGCUCAAGCAACCCAGCAGGUAGCUGUGUGCUGUCUCAUGACAGUGUGCCUUCAUCUUGCAUGACUCCAUACUCUCAUUCUCAUAGCAACAUCCCAGGAUUCAUGGGAAUCUCUAGUUCAGCCAAUCACCACCCAGGAAUCAACAGUCUUUACUCACUGCAUGGCUUCCCCACAAGCCUCAGUGGACAUGCUUUUGAACCAGUCCCAGAAUCCGAAUACAAGCCUUCAGGUCUUGUUGCUCUGCGUAUGAAAGCCAAAGAGCCUAGCAGCCUCUUAUCUUGGACAACAUGACCAGUGGACAAGGUAAAAUGGAGACAAGAGCAUUUCGCAAGGUGCAUCUGUAAUCCACGACAAUUGAGGCCUAAGUAACCAGAAUGUCAAACUGUGGCAGGACUAAAAUAAGGCUGUUAUGUGAUAUAUGGCAUGUACUCCAAGAGCUUUCAUACAGAAACAGAUGUAAAUCAUCAAGAAAAAAAUGAUAUGUGCUUUUGAAGAGAAAGGCUAUAUUUCACAAAGAAACGUAAAAAUGAGGUACAAGAAAGAUGUUUACUUGUUUUUUUGUUGACCUCAUGGACCACAAUGAAGAGCCCUAAAUACUGAUUCAAGGCAUCCCCGUCUACUUUUUUUUAUUUGCACAGGUUAGAAAAAAGUGUAAGCAUCUUUGCAUUUGUAAACUUUUAACUACCCUGAAAAACAAAAUCUGAGUGCCUUUAUUUUAAAUGUCUAUUAAACAAUACAUUAUUUAGAAGGUAAUACAAAGCAGACACAUGAAACAAAACUGUAUAACCCUUUUAAGGACCUCAGUGUUCAAGGUUAAUGUUUUCCAUUAGAAUUUCAUGUUUAGGGCAUUUAGUCCUAGUCCAAAACAAAAAAAAAAACAGCAAGACAGAAAGAUGACACAAAACAAUGGCCCAGAGAAAAGAGAGAUUUAGUCCCUACAGAGGAAAACUGCAUAUAAUCUACAGAAA